CAAUCAAGGUAAUAUAACUCUGCUGGUUCUGUCAAUCUGACAAUAUUUCAUGUCCUCUCUUGAAGUACAUGCAGUUCAAUGACCAUCGAAUGUCACUAUGAUGCCCAAGCCUGUACUUGCACAUAUAAUGGAAACAAAUAUCCCCCUGGCAAUACCAUCUAUAACACAACAGAUGGACAUGGUAACUGCAUCACAGCAGUGUGUGGGAAUGACGGUACCAUUGACAAGGAGUCAUACCCGUGCCCAGUACCCACACUAACAACAUCUAUGUCCAUUGCAACCACUACUACAGCAAGCCACUCUUCAACCACGUUUGUUUUUACAUCAACCACACCAGAGCUAGUCACAGUCACAGUCACGAGAAAAUCUACUCCUGAAACACCUUCAAUCUCAACUGCAAAACCCCCAGUAAAACCUACAACAACAGAAAGUGUUACUGAAACAUCUUGUCAGGAAACAUUCUGCUACUGGUCACGGUGGAUAAGUUCAGACUACCCUGAAUAUGGUCCUGGACGUGGAGACAAUGAAACCAUAAAACACAUUAUCCAGAGAGGAUAUAACAUCUGUGACAAUCCAGUGGCAGUGGUGUGUCAAGCUGUGCACUAUCCAGGUGUUCCACUAGACGAACUGGGACAAACAGUAACAUGUAAUAACCAAGGACUUCUGUGUAAGAACAGCUUACAAAACCCCCCCAUGUGUUACAAUUAUGAAAUAAAGGUGUCCAACACCAUCAACUGCCCCUACAAAUAUUCCAACUUCAACACCUUCAACUACCACAUACGUAGCACCUUCCAGCACAACUGA
This is a messenger RNA of Thunnus maccoyii (southern bluefin tuna), 804 nucleotides long. Its product is annotated as mucin-5AC-like. Bases 79 to 804 code for a protein of 241 amino acids. The transcript has 4 exons. The record is from RefSeq and is a predicted model, not a curated record. Lineage: Eukaryota; Metazoa; Chordata; Actinopteri; Scombriformes; Scombridae.